AAAAUGCAUAUAGUAUUAUGAUGUGGGUUCCAGAAUGACUGAUUUUUAUGCUUAAAAUUUCCCUACAGAUGUGACUUGGUUUAUUAGUGUACAGUUAAGUUGUCUUGUAUUGCUUUGCUCAGACUUGAAGAAGACAAUCCAAGAGUCCGCAUUGUUACAGUGAUCUUCUACCCUUAUUGCAGUCAUAUUCUUUUCUUUUACAUUUAGGUGUGCCAUAACAUUCCACUAUCUUUUAGACCGAAUGCAAUUAAUUGUAAGUUUGUGAGUUGAGUUCACUUUCUGGUAGAAAUGAACUGACUAAUGCAGAGAAUGCUUCCCAGCGGCAGAUACUUUUGAUUGUACUCGUCUUUUAUUUGCAGAAAAGAACACCAGAGUGAAGAGUAAUAUUAUUACUGUUUCAUAUGCUUCACAAAAACAUUACUUUAGGAUGGUAUGAAAGGAUAUGGAUAGAAAUACUGUUUGUUUGAAUGUGGAGCUUGAGGGUGGAAGUUUCAGUCUGGUCCCCGUGGAGAAAGUUUCAGCAUUGACAAAUGCUAUCAAGUCUGUCAUCCUUAAUUGCCGUUUCAGUUGAGGACAUGACUGUGGUGGACACCUACUUCAGUCAGGUGCCUGCAGAGAAGUUUCAGUGUUGACAACAGUUCUCGAGAACAUCCAUGUAUUUAUACCUGCAAAGCAAUGUUUCCUGAACCAUUCACCCUUGCAGUUGUUUCAUUUGAGGAGAUGACUGAGAUACGUUUUCCUUCUAUACAUGGGAAUGCAAAAGAAAAGGUAGGAAUCAUGGAGCCCAUGCAAUUCGGCAGUUCUAGCAGCUGCGGGGUGCAAAUCGAUCAGACCUUUGAAGAAUAUGCUGGUGUUGUGAGCGACGAUGAUGACUACUGGAGAGCUGGCAGCUCCAGAGAAGGUGACACAUUUGGUGAUUUCAGAGAACACCCUGUUGGUGAGAUCAGCCCAUCCAUGAACCAAAGAACCGAGAUCGAGACCGCAAGAUCGAGCAGCAGAGACUCGGAUGCCAGAUUGCUCAACGAUUGGAUGGAAAAUGUGCAACACAGAAUGACCACUGCCAGUCAAAGCAGGCGAUCUCACAACAGGGCACCUUGCACUAUCUAUGAAAUCCCUGCUAACAUUCGGAAGCAUGACACCCAAGCAUAUCAGCCGAAGGUAGUCGCCAUAGGCCCAUACCACCGGGAGAAGAUCGGGCUUCGCAUCACCGUCGAUGACAAAUGGAGGUGUCUCAGACACAUGCUUUCGUUUGCUUCUCCCAGAUUUCGUGAGGAAGAAAACCAACUGAGAAUCUGGAUCAAGAAUAUAAAGGAGAAAGAGGAAUUGGCUCGCAGCUGUUACUCGAGAGAUGCCAACAUGGAAAGUUACAGUUUUGUGGAGAUGCUCCUGCUAGAUGGUUGCUUUAUUCUCUACAUCCUGCUGAUGAUAGUUAAGAAGACAGAGGUUGUGGUAGAGGAUCCAAGAAAGGAAGAAAGCACUGAGGUGGAUGAGAAAUCCGAGAAGAUGCAUACUGAGGAGUGCCCUCUUGUCGGUGUGUUUUGGCAAUGGAACCACAUCAAACUUGACUUGCUAUUGCUUGAAAACCAAAUACCUUUCUUCAUCAUUCAGGACCUCUUCAACCACACUAUGAAUCCUGGCAUCAAGCACAUUUCCAUUCCUCAUCUAGCACUCGAGCUCUUCGAUGAACUUCAUCCCAAGAUGAACAAAGACAUGUUCCAUUUUGGUCCUGAUGGUAAUGGUAUUCUUCAUUUAUUACAUCUUUUCCAUUCUGCUAUGGUACCAUCUCCCAACUACAGAAUGACGGACACAGAGUGCUGGAAUCCCAACUCACCCUCAUCUAGUACCACGCAGCAAUUGCACAUCCCCAGUGCCACUGAACUUGGAGAGUCUGCAGUACGCUUCAGAAGAAAGGAUCAUGCACGUAGCUUCCUUGAGGUAGCAUUCUGCAAUGGGGAACUGGAGAUCCCAACUCUGCACAUAUUUGACUACAGCAAUGCCCUCUUCCGGAACCUGAUCUCCUUUGAGCAAUGCUAUCCUGGGGUGAGUCCCUACAUCACAGCUUAUGCAUCAUUCAUGGAGUGCAUCAUGCACCGUGAGAGGGAUGUGAGGCUUCUUCACUUGAGCGGAACGGUAGUCAACAGGCUCAGCACUGAUAAGGAUGUAGCUGUUUUCUUCAAGCAGAUCUGUUACCAGGUCAGCCAGUCUUGCAUCCCUAGUUACUUAUCUCCUCUGUAUAAGGAAGUAUCAGAUCAUCACAGCCACCAGUGGAGAAGGUGGAGUGCGGAGUUGAUGCGGCACUACUUCUCCAAUCCAUGGGUGACCCUUUCAGUAGUUGCUGCCAUCAUCCUGCUUUGUCUCAACUUCAUUCAGACUUUGUAUUCUGUCCUUGGCUAUUAUCACAAAUUAUGACACUUCCAUCAAAAAAAGAAAACACUACCUACAAGAUCACUACAUGUUUGUAUGGUUGUCUUUGUGAGUCUCAAUAAUUGAUCUGCAGCUACAUGUUUACCAACUUUAAUAAACAUAAAUGUUGAAUCAUUUUUUAUAGAUUAGCAAACUUGAUUGGUUUUA
This is a messenger RNA of Musa acuminata AAA Group (dessert banana), 2571 nucleotides long. Its product is annotated as UPF0481 protein At3g47200. The coding region runs from base 676 to 2409 and encodes 577 amino acids. NCBI's taxonomy places the organism in Eukaryota, Viridiplantae, Streptophyta, Magnoliopsida, Zingiberales, Musaceae. The record is from RefSeq and is a predicted model, not a curated record. The transcript has 2 exons.